GAAUAUCCCUUUCUCAAGCAACUUCUGGCAGCGUCCUGGGUACGAGCAUUCCUCUUGCAAAACAGGAAACACCCAGAUUACGGAUCGAUACGUUGCUAUAUUUUGGCAGAAGAUGUUGGCAGAGGCCAUUUGAGACGGACGGACAAGAAUCUGCGCAAGGCUUUGAGGACAAUUCUUGCGCAUCUUGAUGUGGCACCUGAAGCUUGGAACGCCGGUUACGAACUGGAUACGCAAGCAAGACCGAUGCUGAGUGAUGCUCAGCCAGAUGCAUCAUUGUCGUCUCUCUUCUAUCUCUACAAUACACUGAAAUCUCCGGAUCCGAGUCCCGAAAACGUGCCGGUCAGGCACACAAGGUCUGCGAUGGAGACCUUGCUGGACCCAAAUGACGCACCAGAUGGCCUGAAAACAACGCUCUAUCCCUACCAAAGGAGAUCGGCAGCUAUGAUGCUUCAAAAAGAGGCCGCACCCACUCUUCAGCUUGAUCCCCGUUUACGUCAAAUGGCCGGCCUUGAUGGGAGGACGUUCUAUUUCGACCAGGAAACGAUGGGAGUUUUGCAACAUCCAAGGUUGUACGAAGAGGCCAGAGGAGGAAUCCUGGCUGAGACCAUGGGCCUAGGUAAAACGCUCAUUUGCCUCGCUGUCAUUCUAGCAAGUAAAGGACAUUGGCCGCGUAUACCCGCAGAAUAUUCAACUGGAUUGCUUCCGCGUCGGGAGAAGGUUGGUUCUCUCCUCGACAUGGCAGCCAGUACGAUUGGAAGAUAUUCAAUCCCCUGGAAACCACAUUUCGGGGCUCUGACAGAGGCUGGUGAAGACCACAGCCGAUGCAUCGAACUCCUCAAAAAGAAUGUCGGACGAUACGAAAUCCCUGGAGCACCUCCUCGAAGCUUGCGUGCCACAGCCAUGCCAAAGAGCCGGCCGAUACGGCUUUCUACCGCCACUAUCGUCAUUGUCCCUGCCAAUUUAGUCAAUCAGUGGUUAGAUGAAAUCAAAAAGCAUACAAAGGAUGGGAGCCUGAAAAUGCUUGUGAUGGACAGCCUUAAGAAGGAACUUCCUGGUGCCGAGGCCUUGGCUGAUUUUGAUGUGAUUCUGUUUUCGAAGCCUCGUUGGGAACGAGAAAGAGACUGCAGUUGCUUCAGAGACGUCGAGAUUUAUUCAUCGCCGCUAAAGCAGAUCCACUGGUUACGGAUCAUUGUCGACGAAGGCCAUAGCUUUGCGUCUUCUGGUUCCAAGUCCAAUGCAGUCCUGGUUGCCGGCGAGCUUCAGACUGAUUCUCGGUGGGUCAUUAGCGGAACUCCGACAAAAGGAUUGAUGGGUGUUGAAGUCGAAUUGGCGGCUAGUGAGCACCAAAAGGUUGAAUGGGAGGAACGGGAUAACUUGAGCCCAAAGACGCGAAGAAAGGCUUUGGAAUCGCGCAAGUCUGGCGCCGACUGGCUUCAGGAGAAGAAGGACGUUGAAAAAUUAGGUCGCAUCGCGGUUGACUAUCUCAAACUCCGGCCAUGGGCAAAUGUCUGGCCAAUUGAACCCACGGCGCCGGCAUGGAUGUGGCAUAUGUAUCGACCUGCCGCUGCCGGCCAAUUUGCUGGGUAUUCUGAAUGCCUCAAACGUACUCUAAAGGGAUUGAUAGUGAAACACCGUGCAGAGGAUUUUGAAAUCGACGUACAGUUACCUCCGCUCUAUAAUCAAUUAGUCUACCUGGAGCCAGCAUUUUUCGAUCGUCUUUCCAUUAAUCUCUUCUUAGCAGUACUGACGACUAAUGCUGUUACUUCGGAGCGCGAAGAUACAGACUACUUAUGGCAUCCAAGAAACAGGAAGUCACUCAACACGCUGGUCUCGAAUUUGCGCCAAAGCGGCUUCUUCUGGACCGGCUUCAGCGAAAAAGAUGUGUCCGAGGCGCUCAAGCACGCUGAAAAUUACCUCGAAAGCAAAGGGGACCAAUGCCCCGAGCGAGAUCGCAACGCCUUGACCAAAGCAUUAGCCGUAGCAAAGAUGGCUCUUCAGUCUUCGGGAUGGCUCGCGUUUAGUCAAUUUCAUGAGCUGGGAUUGUUUGUCGAGAAAUGGCCUGAAGAACAUGCAGCUGCAUGGGCGCUCGAUGCCCGCGCUACGAUACCUAUGGUUGUCGGUCUUACACAACUCAUCAAGGCGCAAAAAUACGUCAAUAACCAGCUAUAUGCCUCUGACCCGAGCACUGGUCUGUCGGCAGCUGGCAAGUCUGCAAUGGAAGCGGCUUUCGAUCACGCCAGGACUCACAACAAAGACAGUGGAACCAAAGACAAGGGAAUUAGCACGUCUAGCUCUCUACAAGAGGCUCCACCAACUCCCAAGAAGAAACACAAAUGGUGGAAAGAACGUGGUCGGACACCAAAUCCAUCCGCUCUCAAGAGACCAUCUGCGCCAGUCAUGUGUCCUGCACUUCCACCUGACUCACCUCUUGCUCAAGCUUCGAUUACAGGCACUGCCUCCGCCAAGUUGAGUUAUCUCCUAGACAAGAUUCUCUCGCUUUACCGGAGUGAGAAGAUUCUUGUCUUUUACGAAGGAGAAGACAUUGCCUAUUAUAUUGCGCAAGCUCUGGAAGUAGUCGACAUUCAGUACCUCAUCUACGCCAAAUCGCUCUCCACUGAACGUCGUUCGUCUUACGUUGUCACUUUUAACACGACUGAAACAUUCCGAGUCCUCCUCAUGGACGUUAAUCAGGCAUCACACGGACUCAACAUGUCUUCGGCCAGCAGAGUGUUUUUUGUCAAUGCCAUCUGGCAGCCCAACGUCGAAGCACAAGCCAUCAAGCGUGCCCAUCGUAUUGGCCAGACGAGACCAGUCUACGUCGAGACCCUAGUACUCAAAGGCACAAUCGAGGACCAAAUGCUGCAGCGCCGAAAAUCUAUGACGAACCAAGAACUUCAAAAAGCCGAGAAAAGUCUCCUAGAUGACAACGGCAUGACAUCCAUCAUCCAACACGCAGAAUUCCUUCCGCUUUCUCCAGAGGAA
This is a messenger RNA of Xylona heveae TC161, 2982 nucleotides long. RefSeq lists its product as hypothetical. The record is from RefSeq and is a predicted model, not a curated record. The transcript is spliced from 5 exons. The annotation marks the transcript as partial. Gene Ontology annotation, molecular function: ATP binding; ATP-dependent chromatin remodeler activity. Lineage: Eukaryota; Fungi; Ascomycota; Xylonomycetes; Xylonales; Xylonaceae.